Molecule: messenger RNA, 665 nt
Organism: Sinocyclocheilus grahami
Lineage: Eukaryota; Metazoa; Chordata; Actinopteri; Cypriniformes; Cyprinidae
Product: low choriolytic enzyme-like
Exons: 6
Biological process (GO): proteolysis
Molecular function (GO): metalloendopeptidase activity; zinc ion binding
Source: RefSeq, a predicted model, not a curated record
CCUUAUGUCAUCGCCAACCACUACUCCUCCCGUGAGCUGGAGAUCAUCCAACGUGGUCUGGACUCUUUCUCCUACAGCACCUGCAUCCGCUUCUUCCCCCGCAGCAAUGAGAGAGACUAUAUCAGCAUUGAAUCUCGCAGUGGAUGCUACUCGUACGUUGGUCGUCAGGGUUAUGCCCAGACUGUGUCUCUGGACCGUAAUGGUUGCGUUUACCACAGCACUGUGCAGCAUGAGCUUCUCCACGCUCUUGGCUUCAACCAUGAACAGACUCGUAGCGACCGUGACAAUCACAUCCAAGUCAUCUGGGAGAACAUCCUUGAUGACAUGAAGUACAAUUUCAACAAAAUCGACACUCUAAACCAGGGAACUCCUUAUGACUACAGCUCUGUGAUGCAGUAUGAGAGAUACGCCUUCUCCAAGAAUGGCCUCCCCACUAUGGUUCCCAUUCCUGACAAUAAUGCUGCGCUGGGCACAUCUACCGAGAUGAGCCAGAAUGACAUCAUCAGAAUCAACAGGCUCUACCAGUGCUGAACAACAGAAUGUUUCUUCAGCACCCAGACAUGCCGCCUAAACUACAAUGAAAGCUGACUCAAGUAUCAUGGAUGGUGUUGACUUCUGUGCUUACUUGAAUCGCCAAUAAAUUUUCAAUCAAACAGAACAUAAAA